AUGCGCAACAUGGAAAGCGGUAGUGGAGCCUCCCCGAAAGGCAUUGCUGCAAUUGUCGGCGUCGGACCCAAACUUGGCCGUUCCAUUGCUCGGAAAUUUUCCCAGGAAGGCUACACCGUUGCCAUCCUUUCCCGAGACUUAGGGAGAUUGUUUAGAUUCGCUGAGGAAAUAGCUAGAGAAGCGAAAGCUCCAGUUUUCGCCAUUAGAAUCGAUUGCUGUGACUCGCAAAGUAUUCGAGAAGCAUUUGAAGGUGUUCUUUCUCUUGGGUUUGUUGAAGUUCUAGUCUAUAACGCGUACCAACAACAGCAACAAGUCUCCUUUGUCUCCUCAUCGUCAUCUUCAUCCUCUUCAAUAACAAAUACGAUGAUAUCAAGUACUCAACUGUGUCCAACUAGUUGCGUUGAUGUUCGCAUUGAUUCUUUUGAAAAAUCUCUUGCUGUCUCCACAGUUGGUGCUUUCCAUUGUGCUCAGCAGGUGUUGCCUGGGAUGGUAGACAGAAGGAGAGGGACCAUCCUCUUCACUGGCUGCUCUGCUUCUCUUAAAGGCCUUCCUGGUUUCUCUGAGUUAUGUUGUGGGAAGUUCGCACUAAGAGCAUUGUCGCAGUGCCUGGCUAAAGAGGUUCAACCUCUCGGUGUUCACGUCGCACAUGUUAUCAUCGAUGGGAUCAUUGAUUCCCCCAGAUCAUCAUCACCAUCAAAGUCAAUGGUUGAGGAACAAACAGGAGUAGGAGAGACCUCUUUAAUGGACCCAGACGCAUUGGCUCAGACAUAUUGGAAUUUACAUCUCCAAGACCGGAACGCUUGGACUCACGAGACACAUGUUAGAUCCUCCGACUCCAACAAUUUUAUCAUAUAG
Messenger RNA from Papaver somniferum (opium poppy), 855 nucleotides. RefSeq names its product carbonyl reductase family member 4-like. NCBI's taxonomy places the organism in Eukaryota, Viridiplantae, Streptophyta, Magnoliopsida, Ranunculales, Papaveraceae. The coding region runs from base 1 to 855 and encodes 284 amino acids. The transcript has 5 exons. The record is from RefSeq and is a predicted model, not a curated record.